Anolis sagrei ordinatus is the source of this 4305-nucleotide messenger RNA. RefSeq names its product protein kinase C alpha (gene PRKCA). Gene Ontology annotation, cellular component: cytoplasm; nucleus. NCBI's taxonomy places the organism in Eukaryota, Metazoa, Chordata, Lepidosauria, Squamata, Anolidae. The record is from RefSeq and is a predicted model, not a curated record. Gene Ontology annotation, molecular function: ATP binding; diacylglycerol-dependent serine/threonine kinase activity; zinc ion binding. Gene Ontology annotation, biological process: intracellular signal transduction; peptidyl-serine phosphorylation.
UCCUUUUUCCCUCAGACGUCAGGAGGAGCCCGAGCGGGCCGGGAAGGCAGCGCCCAGCCGCGCCACGCAGCCCAGCCUCACUCUCCCGCAGGCUGCCGGACGGGACGGGACGGGACAGGACAGGAGAGGGGCUCCUCCUCCUCCCGCCGCCUUGCCUGGGUUGGGCCGAGGGAGCGAAGAAGGGAAAGGCCGGUUGGGUGGGCGGCUGGGUGGUCUGCCUGCCGGUGCGGCCAUGGCGGACGUCUUCCCCCUGGUGGAGCCCGGCUCGGGCUCCGAGGAGGUGGCGCAGCGCUUCGCCCGCAAAGGGGCCCUCCGCCAGAAGAACGUCCACGAGGUGAGGAACCACAAAUUCAUCGCGCGCUUCUUCCGCCAGCCCACCUUCUGCAGCCACUGCACCGACUUCAUCUGGGGAUUUGGAAAACAAGGGUUUCAGUGCCAAGUUUGCUGUUUUGUGGUUCACAAAAGGUGCCAUGAAUUCGUUACCUUCUCAUGUCCUGGGGCAGACAAGGGACCCGACACUGAUGAUCCCAGAAGCAAGCACAAGUUCAAAAUCCACACAUAUGGAAGCCCAACGUUUUGUGACCAUUGUGGGUCACUGCUUUACGGACUUCUUCACCAAGGGAUGAAAUGUGACACCUGUGAUAUGAACGUCCACAAGCAAUGUGUAAUAAACGUCCCAAGUCUUUGUGGAAUGGAUCACACAGAAAAAAGGGGGAGGCUUUAUUUGAAAGCUGAAGUGGAUGGUGACAAGCUAGAGGUCACAGUGAGAGAUGCAAGGAAUCUAAUUCCGAUGGAUCCAAAUGGACUUUCAGACCCAUAUGUGAAGCUGAAACUUAUUCCAGAUCCCAAGAAUGAGAGUAAACAAAAAACAAAAACCAUCCGCUCCACACUUAAUCCUCAUUGGAACGAGACAUUCAAGUUUAAAUUAAAGCCUACAGACAAAGAUAGAAGGUUGUCCGUGGAAGUUUGGGAUUGGGACCGAACAACUAGGAAUGAUUUCAUGGGCUCUCUUUCUUUUGGGGUGUCAGAACUCAUUAAAUCACCGGCAUGUGGAUGGUACAAACUACUUAACCAGGAAGAGGGUGAAUAUUACAAUGUUCCAAUACCAGAAGCUGAUGAGGAUGGAAAUGCUGAACUGAGGCAGAAAUUUGAGAAAGCUAGACUUGGUCCUUCAGCAAACAAAGUCAUCACUCCAACUGAAGAUCGGAGCUUACCAUCCAAUAACAUUGACCGGGUGAAGCUUGAAGAUUUCAACUUUCUCAUGGUUCUUGGGAAAGGAAGUUUUGGGAAGGUGAUGUUGGCAGAACGGAAGGGAUCAGACGAGCUGUACGCAAUAAAAAUAUUGAAAAAAGACGUGGUGAUUCAGGAUGAUGAUGUAGAGUGUACCAUGGUGGAAAAGAGGGUCCUAGCCCUACAAGACAAACCUCCUUUCCUAACACAGUUGCAUUCUUGUUUCCAUACAGUGGAUCGCCUAUACUUUGUCAUGGAAUAUGUGAAUGGUGGUGAUCUCAUGUAUCAUAUCCAGCAAGUAGGAAAAUUUAAGGAGCCCCAAGCAGUGUUCUAUGCAGCAGAGAUCUCGGUGGGGCUUUUCUUUCUUCAUAAAAAAGGCAUUGUGUAUCGGGAUUUGAAAUUAGAUAAUGUAAUGCUGGAUUACGAAGGACACAUCAAGAUUGCCGAUUUUGGGAUGUGCAAAGAGAAUAUGAACGAUGGAGUAACAACGAGGACUUUCUGUGGGACUCCAGAUUACAUUGCACCUGAGAUUAUUGCCUAUCAGCCAUAUGGAAGAUCAGUGGACUGGUGGGCCUAUGGCGUAUUGUUAUAUGAGAUGCUAGCUGGUCAGCCUCCAUUUGAUGGUGAAGAUGAAGAUGAGCUUUUCCAGUCAAUAAUGGAGCAUAAUGUUUCUUACCCCAAAGCGAUGUCCAAAGAAGCUGUGUCCAUUUGCAAGGGGUUAAUGACUAAACACCCUGUGAAACGUCUUGGCUGCGGUCCUGAGGGGGAGAGAGAUAUUCGGGAGCAUGCCUUCUUUAGAAGAAUUGACUGGGAGAGACUUGAAAACAGGGACAUCCAGCCUCCAUUCAAACCCAAAGUUUGUGGCAAAGGUGCUGAAAACUUUGACAAGUUCUUCACCAGAGGACAACCAGUGUUAACGCCACCCGAUCAGCUUGUCAUUUCCAACAUAGACCAAACCGAUUUUGAAGGCUUCUCCUAUAUCAACACCCAGUUUGUACAUCCCAUGUUGCUGAACGUAGUAUGAAAAACAGACAGAGAGAGUCCUCACAAGUCAAAUAUUGUCUGUACCCUGGAGUUUUUAGACCUUUGCCUUCUUGAUUCCAUUUGGGUCUGAAAAUUUUAGGGGGAAGAAAUAAGAAAGCUACAGAGGUUUACAACAAAGAAUGUGUGGUCUUAGAUCACAACAUAAUACCCAAUGUAUUCUCCUAGGAAUCACUGUUGCUUUUAGAUUACUCUUACGAAGCUAGCCUUUGUCAUUUUUAUAACUUCUAUGUCUUACUUUGUACCCUGUAACUCUGAAGUUUUCUUCUUAUAGGAUUUAUAACAAAUUUAAGAGUAUAAUGUAGGCUUGAGAAAAGUACUUAGUCAUUUUCAAAAACCAGUCUGACAUAUUGCACAUGCAGCCAAAUGCGACCAGUCCCUCUCAUUGGUCUGCUUGGUGUUCAAUGAUGGGAUGAAUGACUAGAGAACAAUAGGCCUGAAAAUGUAAAACAAUUGAAAUAGAGAGAAGUUAGAGAUAAAGUUUUUAAAAAUGCCUCACUAUUUAAGAUAAGAAGGUACUUAUUGAAGCAAAUCAAUCGUGAAUCAGGUCCAUAAGAACUUUUCAAAACAGUUUUUUCAAACUAGAGGCUAUGGACUGGGAAAACUAAAUAUGUACGAUAAAAGCGAACUAGAAUCUGUGAUGAAUUUGCUCAAAGGUAAAACUGCAUAAUACUGAUGUGUAUAUUAAUUUAAUCUCCAUGAGAUUAUACUGUGAUCCAGGGUGCCAUUUUACUACUUAAUUUCCACCACUACUCAAGUUUAUGUCAAGACCGUGCUAAAACCUUUUCCAAAAGAUUUCUUAUCUUGAGUCUGAAGCAAAUCUGCAAUUUAUACUUAUUUAUUUAGUGAACUGCAUGGUCGGUAUUGAGUAUGGAAAGUGUUUGUACAGUCAAUUAAUAGAUGCAUAAGGUUCAGAAUCUCUCCCUCCUUCUGCAAAUCCAUCAUUUUUAACAUUGGCUCGAGAGACUUGGAACCACAAAAGUAAAGAACAAAGUGAGAAUUCGAGAUUCAGCCGAAAAUAUUUUCUUCAGCUGGGGCUCUUCUCCUUGAAGUUGAAUACGGUCUUUGAAUCAUGCAUCAUGCAAUGAACUUUGCAUGUUACUAGUAAUAAGCAUUAAAUUAAUCUGUAUUAUGGAUAAGUGUAUCAAGUAUGAAGAUAAUGAUAUCCAUUUUUAUAAGACACAUCUGUUCUAUAUUUGUGAAGGUUCUUGUUCGGGAUGACCAUUCAUUAGAUUUAGCUUUCAAGUUUUGUUAUUGCUAUUUUUUGUUUCUGAUUUUUUUUAAGGUUCUGCAUAAUGUUAAUAGCUUAGGGAAAUUAUGUUUUCUUCUUAGGUAGGUCUACUGCUAAAUUAUGAUGGCUACUUGUGUGUUUUCUACAAAUAUGCAUGCAUGCUUCACAUGCAUGUAUCAUUUUAAAAAUUGCUUAACAGCUCCCAGGCUGCUAAAUAGAAACUGUUGGUGCAUGUAAAGGCAUCCUUCACCCUUGUAUUACCCUUUAUGGCUGUCCAGCCUGAAAUCCAUACAUUUUGGCUAUUUAAUAAGCAGCUCUAGGUUUGUGCGUUAUGGGGAAGAGGACUUGGACGGGAAGCUUUGGGAAGAGCUGACUGCCCGCUCAGAACCAGUGCAUGUCCGUUUUUUAAUUUUCGUUUUUGUAGAUGUGGCUGGAAUUGAUGGGUAUUACAUGUUAACAAUGUUCAGAAAAGGAAAAGAAAAGUAGUUCAGUCUUAUGAGCAAACAGCUUUCCUCUGUAGAAUGUGCGUCCUCUUUUUAAAUAGUUCAUACUUUUCCCGCUCCCUCCUUUACUGGAAGAUGCUGAUUUUUAAGACCGGUAAAUAUUUUAUUUUCAUUUGAGGCAUGUAAUGUGGUAUGCUUUCCCUCUAUAAUGUUUCCCUUCUUAAUAUUUGUAAACUUGAAUACUGAAUAUGUGUAUGUCCGUGCCAGGAUCUUGUCACGUCUCUUGCUGUAGGAAAGGCCUCCCGCCUACCAUUUUUGCUAUGCAAAAAUGUGCUCUAAAAAUGAAGCAUUUCUCAAAAA